Larimichthys crocea (large yellow croaker) is the source of this 2084-nucleotide messenger RNA. RefSeq names its product acyl-coenzyme A thioesterase 4. Gene Ontology annotation, biological process: fatty acid metabolic process; acyl-CoA metabolic process. The record is from RefSeq and is a predicted model, not a curated record. The transcript is spliced from 11 exons. Gene Ontology annotation, molecular function: fatty acyl-CoA hydrolase activity. Lineage: Eukaryota; Metazoa; Chordata; Actinopteri; Sciaenidae. Bases 372 to 1787 code for a protein of 471 amino acids.
AUGAAUCUGAACUCAACAGUAAAAACAGGCAAAGGUGAAAAUCAUUAACUGCGUAGCAUAUUUACACACGUAGAAGCAUAUUUAGAAGAACAUACACCGGGAAAAUAGCCAAAUCUGUGCAAGUAAACAAAGUCUGGAGGGGUACACGCUCGUUUCUGAAACGCUCCCGGUGGGAUUUGAAGUCGCGUGCAGGACGGACCAAACCCGCGGCGCGUACGCAACGUGCCAGACACGUUUGCAGUGGGGUUUCGGAGCCUCCAAACAAAACAAAAAAAGGAAGAAAGAAAGGUUUGCGCAGGGAAAAAGCCACCGGUGAGACUAGGGGGAGGAGGCGCUGCAAAGUGUCCAGGUGAAGAGGUCAGCCUCCGGGGAUGCAGCGACACCAGAGCAGGAGGAGGAGGAGGAGGCCUAACCGGCUGAAGAGGAAUGUCUCUAAACUUUUUGCCUCUCCUCUACAGCAUACAUUUGAUCUGUCUGCUGAGUUCAGGAUGGACAGGAAGCAGUAUUGUGUGAAGCUGUCGGUUCAGCCCUCCAGAGGACUCGUGGAUGAGAAGUUUAUCGUCCUGGUCCAGAACGUCUCACCAGGUUUUCAAAUGACCAUCCAUGCCCUUCACAAGUGUGAAGACGGACACAGCUAUGAAGCAUUUGCUCACUACACUGCCAAUGCCACUGGGACUGUGAAUGUUUCAGAGGAUCCCAGUCUGGGCGGGACAUAUUCUGGGGUUGAACAGAUGGGUCUGCUGUGGAGUCUGAGACCAGUUCCAGGCACUAAACCUGGGCUCAGGUUGAGGAAGGUGAACGUCCAGACUCCCAUGGAGGUCACCAUCUCAGUGUAUCAGGGUCACCAGACUGAGGGCUUCAUGGAUCAGGUGCCGCUGGUUGGGGUGUUGGUGGAGCGCUGGUACAUGGCGCCUCGCGUCCGUAGGAUCCCAAUCACAGAGAACGGACUCACUGCAACCCUCUUCCUGCCAUCAGGACUGGGACCUUUCCCUGGCCUCUUGGAUCUGUGGGGGGGUGAAGGAAAGUUGAUCGAGUACCGUGCAGCUUUGUUGGCCUCCCAUGGAAUCGCCUGCUUGACCCUCGACUACCUGACACCUGAAAUCACCAUGGAAACCGGGAAGAUGGUGGACAGCCAGUACAUUGAGACAGCCUACAGAGUCCUGGAACAGCACCCUCAGGUCCUUGGCAGCAGGAUCGCCAUGUUGGGUCUUUCCUUGGGUGCUAGUGUCACACUUAAAAUGGCUGUUUACUCCCAAGUUAUGAAGCUCCGCUGUGUGGUGUGUAUUAGUGGGUGUCACGUGCAGCCGAUUGACGGAUUUUUGGAGGAAUUACUGAAUUUCUGCCGCAUAAACUCAGAGACAAAGACUCGCAUCAAUGAGGAGGACCAGGUCAUCUACCAUGAUCUGCUGCUGCCCAUCCCCACCGACCCCGCACUCAAAGUGGACGUUGGACGACUCCAGUGUCCUCUGUUGCUGGUUGUAGGCGAAGACGAUCAGAACUGGCCUGCCUACGAGUCUGCAAUAGAUAUGAAGGAAAUGAUGGAGAAGGCAGGGAAUAGCCACCUGCUGACUGUCCUGUCAUAUCCAAAUGCCGGUCACCUCAUUGAACCCCCGUACACGCCACAUACCCUUGCUACCGCCUUCUUGUCAGUCACUUCAGUUAAGAAGGUGAUGGCUCUGUGGGGUGGCGAGACAGUGGCACAUUCUCGCGCUCAGGAAGACGCCUGGAGGAAGACGCUGGCCUUUCUGAGGGAGAAUCUGUACGGCAGCUCAAACUGCGGGUUUUAAACAAUCAAUAGUUCUGAUCAAGUAUUUUGAUUGGACAAGAGAGAUGAUAUAGAGCACAACAGCACAGAUAUGUAUAGCUACAUGUAUCAUUCUGCUUUACAGGCCCAAUUUUGUUUCCUCAACAACUCAAGAAUUCACUAGCAGCCUCCUUUGGUUAGCUGCACUAUUUAAGUAAGAGAUGACCAUAGGAGUGAGGCAAACCAUUUCAAAUAUGUCUCACUAAAUUAAGAGCUGUUUGGUGGAUUACAUGCAAACUGAAUUAAACACUUGCUCAAAACACUGUUCUAUGUGUAUGUG